AUGUCUACGAAUAAUAAUCAAUUGGACAAAAAAAAUAUUGAACGACUUGUAUCACAAAAUAGCACAUCAAUAUCCUAUAUAAAACCAAAUGAAUCGAGUAAAAUUGAAUUUUCCAAGUACUGGAACAGUUUUAGUCAAAUAUAUAUUUCUAAUGUUAAACAAGACUUUAUUGUUUGUGAUCAUUGUAAAACAAUAUUAGUUUACAAGUCAUCAACAGGUUCUGGUUGUAUGAUUAAUCAUUUACGUUUUUGUCAAUCCAAACUUAAACAAGCUAAUUCAUCAGGUGAACAACAAACAAUCAACAAUUAUUACAAGUCAACUUUCAGUGAUAAAAAACAAAUACCAAAAGAUAUUAAACGUGCUAUUACAACGUCUUGUGUUCAAUUUGUUGCCGAAGAUGGUCGAGCAUUCCACUUACUUCAAGGACCUGGUUUUGUUCGUUUAGCAAAACAAUUAUUUGAUAGUGGUCAGCGUUUACCAUCAUCAACAAAUAUUAGUAUUGAAGAUUUAUUACCAACUCCUUCUACUAAAAGUCGAAAUAUUGAUAAAAUGUAUGAUUAUUACAGGGAACAAUUAAUAAAAUUUUGUAAAUCAAUGGAUAGUUAUUGUGCAAUUGUGGAUUUUUGGUGUGAACCGUUUACAGGCUGUUUUCCAUAUGAAAUGGAAAAUAAACGUGCACCAACUAUUCGUACAUUUAUUGAUGAUAUAUUAAAAAAUUUUGGUUUAGUAUUGGACCAGGAAAAGUUCGUCGUGAUCGACAAUGAACCAACGAUGUUAUGCACUUUCAAUACAAGUUGUAAAAGAAUAGGCUGUAGUGAUCACUACAUCAACAAACAGCAUCAAUAUACAUUUACAACAAAAACAAUUGAUGAAAAAUCUGUUAGUUGUGAUUUAGCUCAAGGACUUUUCAAUAAUGUUAAAACUCUUGUUUCAAAUACUCGUCGAAUACACAAGCAGCAAAAUCUAUCGAAACAGUUGGUUUUGUAUGCAGAUACACGUUUUAGUGGUGCUUUUGAAAUGCUCAAUGUAUUUUCAAGCAUUUUUGAUGAAUCAGUUCAAAUCCUCGAUUCUAAAUUAUCAGCAAUUUAUUCUAAUAUUGAUAAGGAUCUUUUAGUUGAUAUAUGUCAUUUUUUAUUUCCAUUCGAUACAGUACUUCGAGCAUUAAGUGAUGAUAAACGACCGACAAUUCAUCGUGAAUUACCAUUCAAACAAUAUUUGAUCAACAAAUCUGUAAUUGAUGAAAAUGAUGAUGAAGCUAUAAAACAAGUGAAAUCAUUCUUGGGUAAACGUUUAAAUGAAAAAUGGGAAAUAACUGAUCAACAUCUUAUUGCUGCAGUACUUCAUCCGAACAAUAAACAUUUACAUAAAACUCCUCAAUUCAAAGAUCGUGCAUUGUUUUUAUUAAAACAAGAAAUGUGUAAACAUUAUGAUCGUUCUUUAUCUACAAGUUCAUCACCUGUUGCAGUUUCACCAAUAACAUCAUCAACCAGUUCAAUUUCAUGUUCACCAUCAACCAGUUCAAUUUCAUGUUCACCAUCAAUCAGUUCAAUUUUGUGUUCAUCAUCAACGUUGUCCUCAUCUUUAACAUCAAUUACAAAAUCUGUUCGUCUAGAUGCACGUGAUAUUUUAUUACGAGAAGCCUUUGACAAACCACCUUCACCUUCAGUAACAGAUAUGAAUGAUAUUGAUAAAGAAUUCGAAAAUUAUUUAGCAUCUACGUUGGUGAUGGAAGGUGAUGAAAAUGAUGAUAUACUUUCAUUUUGGAGACAGCAUAAACAAACAUUUCCAUUAAUUGCUUCAAUUGCUCGUGAUAUAUUAGC
This is a messenger RNA of Rotaria sordida, 1820 nucleotides long. The record is from the annotation of a GenBank genome assembly. NCBI's taxonomy places the organism in Eukaryota, Metazoa, Rotifera, Eurotatoria, Philodinida, Philodinidae.